This is a messenger RNA of Neofelis nebulosa (Clouded leopard), 548 nucleotides long. Its product is annotated as histone H3.1. Gene Ontology annotation, cellular component: nucleosome. Lineage: Eukaryota; Metazoa; Chordata; Mammalia; Carnivora; Felidae. The transcript has a single exon. Gene Ontology annotation, molecular function: structural constituent of chromatin; protein heterodimerization activity; DNA binding. The coding region runs from base 87 to 497 and encodes 136 amino acids. The record is from RefSeq and is a predicted model, not a curated record.
GCCCACAAUCCAAUCAGAGUGAUUCUGCCCCUGUAUAAAUGGAGGGGCGAGCUGUUACCCUGGUUUCCUGACUUUGCAGUUAGGCCAUGGCUCGCACGAAGCAGACGGCGCGCAAGUCGACGGGCGGCAAGGCCCCGCGCAAGCAGCUGGCCACCAAGGCGGCCCGCAAGAGCGCGCCGGCCACCGGCGGCGUCAAGAAGCCGCACCGCUACCGGCCCGGCACGGUGGCCCUGCGCGAGAUCCGCCGCUACCAGAAGUCCACCGAGCUGCUGAUCCGCAAGCUGCCGUUCCAGCGGCUGGUGCGCGAGAUCGCGCAGGACUUCAAGACCGACCUGCGCUUCCAGAGCUCGGCCGUGAUGGCGCUGCAGGAGGCGUGCGAGGCCUACCUGGUGGGGCUCUUCGAGGACACCAACCUGUGCGCCAUCCACGCCAAGCGCGUCACCAUCAUGCCCAAGGACAUCCAGCUGGCGCGCCGCAUCCGCGGGGAGCGGGCCUAAACUAUUAACGAAAGAUCGCCGACCUUAAACCCAAAGGCUCUUUUCAGAGCC